GGCCGCGGCGCCGCGUGCCUCGGGGGGGGGGGGGCGCCGCUCCUCCGCAUAGCCGGCGCUGCGCGGGGCGCCUCGCGGCGGAGCGCCGCGAGAGGUUCGCCGUGGGCGGCCGCCCCCCCGCGAGGAGCGUCCGGGGGAGCGGCGUGGCGCGAGGAGGGAGGUGCCCCGCGCGGGCAGAUGUCGCAGGCGGAGCCCGAGCCCUCCACGGAGAGGCCCGCGAAGCGGAGCUGCGCGGGGCGGGCGGGGCCCGCCGGCGCCCCCGCGGCGGACGCCAUCGUGGUGCCCGGCGGGGGGCUCACGGAGGAGGGCGCGCCCGCGCCCUGGGUGCGGGAGAGGCUGCGGAGGGCGAAGGCGCUGUACGACGCCGCGCGGGCCUCCGGGGGCGCGCCCGCGGGCGGGCCCGUGAUCGUCACCCUCAGCGCGGGCACCCCGCACAAGCCGUUCCCGCGGGACGAGCGCAGCGGGUACCAGGUGCUGGAGGCCGAGGCCAGCGCGCGGUACCUGGUGCGGGAGCUGGGCGUGCCGCCCGAGGACGUGCUCGAGGAGAACCUCAGCCUCGACACGAUCGGCAACGCCUACUUCCUCCGGGUCAUGCACACGGACGUGGUCGGGCUCAGGAGGUUGGCCGUCGUCACCAACGCCUUCCACAUGCCCCGCACCAAGGCGAUCUUCGAGGCGGUGUUCUCCCUGUCCGGCCCGGGGCAGGCAGGCGCCUCCGGGUACGACCUGUCGUUCGACGAGGUGCCGGACACGGGCGUGGAGGCGGAGGCGCUGGCCACGCGGCGGGCCCGCGAGAUGGCGUCGCUGGAGGGCUUCCGCGUCAACGCCGCGGGCUGGGGGCGGGCGGAUUCUUGUUCCAGCAGCACGGAGCGUACGCGUCGAAGCGCUUGCUCACAGAGAGGGAGCCUGUCAGCGAGGAGGUGA
Molecule: messenger RNA, 924 nt
Organism: Prorocentrum cordatum
Lineage: Eukaryota; Dinophyceae; Prorocentrales; Prorocentraceae
Source: the annotation of a GenBank genome assembly